AUGCCUCCUUUUCCCUCGCUUACCAAAAUAUGGCACACGGACAGCUAUCCAGCCAUCUCGCCCACGAGGCCUGAACUCUCGGCUGCUAAUAAGACAGUAGUUGUAACUGGCGGAGGGACCGGAAUUGGUGCAAGCAUCGCCCGGUCUUUCGCCGUUGCAGGCUCAAAGAAGAUCGCCAUCAUCGGCCGCCGCCCAAAGCCCCUCGAAGACACUGCACGUCAGCUCCAGGCAGGAUUCCCUGAGCUCAAGGUUGUCGUGCAGUCAGCAGACAUUACAAACCAAGAGCAAGUCAACCAAGCCUUUGACGCCAUCGUCAAAGAGUUUGGCACCAUCGACGUACUCGCUAGCAACGCCGGCGUAGUUUCCGGCGCCGGAACAAUUAACGAGCUCGAUGUAGAGGAAGCAUGGAAGACCUUCGAAGGCAUCGUCAAGGGCAAUCUCCUGGUUGCUCGGGCAUUUAGUCGCGUCGCCUCAAAGCAGGGCGCUGUGGUCGUCCACACGUCCUCGGUUUGUGCCGCUCUGCGCGCGUUCCCAGGUUCUGUCGCCUACACGGCCAGCAAAAUUGCAGCGACUAAGAUCUGGGACUAUUUUGGUGUCGAGAACCCUGGCAUCCGGGUGGUGAGCAUCCAGCCGGGGCAGAUCCAAACCACCAUGGCGGAUGAACUUGGCAUCAAGAUGCCGGACAGCGUUGAUCUUCCCGGGCACUUUGUGGUUUGGCUUGCGAGCCCGGAGGCCCAGUUUCUCAACGGGAAGUUUGUGUACUCCAACUGGGAUGUCGAAGAACUGCUCGGCAGGAAGACGGAGUUUGAAACUACGGAACUAGGAACGAUCAAGUAUGAUGGACUACCAUCGGCCUAG
Molecule: messenger RNA, 858 nt
Organism: Clonostachys rhizophaga
Lineage: Eukaryota; Fungi; Ascomycota; Sordariomycetes; Hypocreales; Bionectriaceae
Source: the annotation of a GenBank genome assembly